GCAGAAGUUGCACUAUGUAUGGCCUGACCUGCAUGAUGAGUGAUGUGCUUGUGGCGACAUUGGGCUCCUUGGACUGCAGCUGACGGUGGGAAUAGUUGAGUCCGUCCCAGGACGCGCUGACCAUGUUGACCACGUUAGCAUGGACCACCGUGAAGUAGCCUCUAAGCCGAGAUGCCCCGCUCUGCAGCCAAGUCCCAAGCUGAAAAGCAAAGACCCAAGUCGUCUGUCCCAGUGAACACACCUCCAAUGCCAGACCUGAAAGUGGAAGAUAUAAUCCCUGGUCGCUUAACACAGGCCCAAUGGACAGACAUGUUGAUCCGAGAAGAUGCAGAUGAGGCAGUGCCGGUGAUCAUGGAGGACGUGUUGAGCAAGGUCAUGGAACGCUGUCUUGAAUUAAAAAUUGAAAGACAGCUAGUACCUUUCUCCGCAUCCUGGGCCAAGAGCUACCUCACACAUAUUCUAGAGCAGCAAAUCCUGUGUGCAGAUGAAGGAGAAGCACCAGAGGAAGCAGCUAAAACAGAAGACUCAGAGCCUAUUCCAACUUCAGAUGCCUGGGUUCAAGGAUGUGUGCCUGUUGUAAAUGCUACACCUCACCCCGCCACACCACAGGAGGCUGACAUUGACCAGGUCCCAGUACAAACAGAGCCACGAGUUGAUCUAUGUAAUGUUAAGUCCCAAACAAAAAGCUCUCCAAAGCAAUCUGAAAAGAAAACAAAUCACAGGAAACAUGUCCGUUACGAGUGCUUUAGAGUGCAUAGUCCUCGCCCCUCGACAAAAAUCGGUCUAAGAAAAAAGCAGCAGGUUGAACUACCUCCCGUGUCUGUUCCAGGCAAAUUACUGCCACCCCUGUCCUGUUCAGCAGAAAAAGAGGAUGUGGAUGUAGGAGGUAAAAAUGGGUCACGUUCUGUUUACAACCACAGGACUGGAUCGUUAUAUCAGCAUAAGAACUUCCAACCCAUACCAAGGCUUGAUCCCUCCUGUCUGCCUCGACACUGCAUCUUUCCUCAGUAUGAGAUUGUGGAUAGCAACUACACAAAACCCAACUCCAAGAAAGCAAAUGGACUAUCCAAACUAGAGCCAAGAUAUAACAAGAAGCAAACUGAGACAGGUACCUCACUGAAGCAACUAACCAGCUCCAAGGAUCAGCCAGCAAAGUUUCAGAGGAGAAACGAGGCAGAUGUCUGGCUGAAGACAUUGUGUCCUUCUACACAUAGAAAUGAAGGGAUUGUGUCCUCUCAGUCUCUGAGGCUGGACACAAUGGUUUUGGCCAAGGGUGUUUCUCUGUUGGAUCCCCAGGCAAUUGAAAAUAACUCUCUCAAAUGUUACCCUCCUACCCAGUCUUCCAAGCUGAGUCCGAUACGAAGUGAUGCAGCUGUGCCACUGUUUUCCGUUGAUCAGUUUACUACAGGUCCACCACCUCAGGUCACCCCAUUGUUUCAGUCCAAGGACUAUAACUUUAAGAUGUAGUUAUACAUGUCUAUGGCUGUAUUUACAGCAGAAUGAUCUUUAUGUUAAGGAAAUAAAAAUAUCCUUCUAAUAUAAGGACAUAUCACAUAGUGUAGGCAAAAAAAACAAAAUUCUGACUCAAUCCAUUUUUCCCUCCAUGUAUUUAUUGCAACUCCACAUUUGCAAUACAGUAGUGAGGUACACUUGUUCACAUAUU
Etheostoma spectabile (orangethroat darter) is the source of this 1663-nucleotide messenger RNA. It is a transcript of the gene c20h2orf81, whose product is annotated as chromosome 20 C2orf81 homolog. The coding region runs from base 172 to 1467 and encodes 431 amino acids. NCBI's taxonomy places the organism in Eukaryota, Metazoa, Chordata, Actinopteri, Perciformes, Percidae. The record is from RefSeq and is a predicted model, not a curated record. The transcript is spliced from 4 exons.